This is a messenger RNA of Heterobilharzia americana, 3397 nucleotides long. Lineage: Eukaryota; Metazoa; Platyhelminthes; Trematoda; Strigeidida; Schistosomatidae. The record is from the annotation of a GenBank genome assembly.
AUGAAAUGCUAUUUGUUAUUUGUUGCUAUUCAUGAUUCACGUUAUGAAUAUCUUUUUGUGCAGGAGUAUAAAAUUCCAGAUUUUGAGGAAUUUGUCAAUGAAGUGAUUGGUAGGAUUUCAAACAUUCCCUUGGAAAAAUUGUAUGAAAACUACUUUGAGAAAUCAACACAGAGAAAAUGUUACCCAGUAUUAGGUGGUGUCAGAAAUUCGCCUCAACAAGAAUUACUAUCAAGUAUCAUAGCUGAUUGUGGCCUACCAAGGACUAAUUCUGCGAAGAAAAUCCCAAAAAGAGAAAAGAAAAACACUAGUGGGAAUGGCUUUUCGAAAACUGGGAGUGAACUCCAAGUACAGGAAGCAGACGGUGUACAGUAUCAAGACUUACCAGGAACCUGGGUUGAAUGUAGCUUUUGCUCCAAGUGGCGUUACCUACCGAAUGUUCAUGAUCCUUCUCAGUUAGAAUCCUCAUGGUAUUGUGCUUUAAAUCCCAAAUACUCUAGAAUAACACCUCAUGAUUCUUAUUCAAAUAAAUAUAUUCAUAAUCCAUGCGAAGAACCUGAGGAUUUUAGUGCUGUUAGACAGGAAGAUGAUUUCAUUUUUGGACAUUUUUCAGUGGGAUCUGUGGUUUGGGCUAAGAUUCAAGGUUAUCCAUACUGGCCAGCCAUGGUUUAUUACAGUAGUCAAGGGAAAUAUGCUGAAUUCGAUUCGAACAGCAAAGAGGUGACUCACUACAAUGUAGUCUUCUUAGAUCCAAGCUGUUCAACAAUGAGCCGAGUGACAUCAAGUAGAGUUCAUAAGUUUACCACAUUUGACGAAAUGGAUCUUAAUAAAGUACCUAAACGAUUCUGGAGGAGACUACGAGCAGCUGGACAAGAGGCUGAAGAUGCUCUGCUGCUUAGCGUAAAGGAUAGGAUAGCAGCAUAUGGGUAUGCUCAUCAAUCUGAAGAUAUUGCAGUCAAGAUAAGACCUAAAGAAAUCAAAUCCAAAGACAACUCGCAAGUGGGAAUUAGUUUACCAACUCAUCAAAGUAUGUUAGAAUGCUGCUGUCCAAAUGGUGUGAAGCAGAAAAGAGUUUAUAGACGAAAAUCAUCCAAAAUAUCUUCAAGCUCAACUGUCGAGAACUCAAAUCAAGGAACUGAAUACAGUUUGAACACCAACUGCAAUAGUUUACCAAAUGGUGUUGAAUGUAGUUCUAAAGACAACUCGCAAGUGGGAAUUAGUUUACCAACUCAUCAAAGUAUGUUAGAAUGCUGCUGUCCAAAUGGUGUGAAGCAGAAAAGAGUUUAUAGACGAAAAUCAUCCAAAAUAUCUUCAAGCUCAACUGUCGAGAACUCAAAUCAAGGAACUGAAUACAGUUUGAACACCAACUGCAAUAGUUUACCAAAUGGUGUUGAAUGUAGUUCUAAAGACAACUCGCAAGUGGGAAUUAGUUUACCAACUCAUCAAAGUAUGUUAGAAUGCUGCUGUCCAAAUGGUGUGAAGCAGAAAAGAGUUUAUAGACGAAAAUCAUCCAAAAUAUCUUCAAGCUCAACUGUCGAGAACUCAAAUCAAGGAACUGAAUACAGUUUGAACACCAACUGCAAUAGUUUACCAAAUGGUGUUGAAUGUAGUUCUAAAGACAACUCGCAAGUGGGAAUUAGUUUACCAACUCAUCAAAGUAUGUUAGAAUGCUGCUGUCCAAAUGGUGUGAAGCAGAAAAGAGUUUAUAGACGAAAAUCAUCCAAAAUAUCUUCAAGCUCAACUGUCGAGAACUCAAAUCAAGGAACUGAAUACAGUUUGAACACCAACUGCAAUAGUUUACCAAAUGGUGUUGAAUGUAGUUCUAAAUCACAGAAAAAAUUUCAAACCGCUAACAGUUUUCAAUCUCUUCAAACUUCAACUAACGUAAAGCAAAAAAGGGUUUAUAGACGUAGAUUGUCGAAAAUUUCAUCACCAACCACUGGAAAGUCAAAGAUGGAAGCUGAGUAUCCCCUAAAGACUAUUUGUAAUUACUCUGUGAAUACUAGUGGGUACAGUAUAGAGGUAAAUGAUGCAAUGUGUAUCUUGAGUUAAUUUGUUUGAAAGUAGGAUGCAAUUUAGUAGUGUUUAUCUAUUUCUAUAAGACUGAAACAAAUAAUCGACAAACAUUUUGUCUUUGCAUAUCCUUACGGUAGUUCUCAACUAUAGGUAAAGGUCCCUGCAUUUUGUGGUCCCUAAACUCUGCGUUACUUUUAAAAUUACCUCGAUCAUAGGUGGAGCAGAAAAAAGGUUAUUGUAUUAUCAUUAAGAGCAGAACUUCUGUAGAUAUUUUGAGUAGUUUCGUCACGAACUGUUUCAGUGCAUUGAACAAUUGAGUAGGAAGGCGUGUUUUCAAGAAUUUUCAGGCUUAACUUCCCUUUUUUAUGAAUUUGAAAAUAGUAAGAAACGCCUCUCUAUUCACUCGUACUAAUUACUUAAUGGAAUGAUUAGGAUGCAGGGUGGAAUAUCCAGAGGAAUUUUGCUCCCAUUAUUCUUCUUGCUCUUUCUAAGUUAAUUAAGAUAAAUUCAUAUAUGCAAAUAUUAUUAAUUGGAUCUGCUUCUUAUCAUUACUUAUUCUUCAUUGCUAUUAGUAAUCAAAUUAUUCUCAAUAAUUUGAUUAUGCAGGAAAUCGGUUGAUAGAUUUUAUCUUAGUUAUGUCUGUCGAAAGGAAUUAAUCUACUUCAGUAUUGCGUAUACACCCUGCUGUAUUGUGAAACCAAAUAAGUAAUCUGUUAAACAUUAUUACAUUAUAAAAUGAAAUGACUCAGUAGGAGAGACGGUGUACGUUUUUGAGAAGCUACUAUUAAUCCUUACAAAUAAAAAGAGAAAAUUAUUGUCGUAUUAUUUAAAUACAACACUUCUUUCUUAUUUCGGUGUCACUGAAAAAAUGGAACCAUUUUUUACAAAUUUCCACUUAGUUGUAACUUUGAGUGCCUUUUUAGUACUUCCAUUUGAUUCUAAUGUAUUCUAGUUCUGCUUUUUUAAGAAUGAGCGUAAAAAUAAGAGUCUGAAAUAGAAAUUGCCCAGCCAGCUUAUUGCAAUAUGCUGACCUCUUCCUCUCUGAGGUGACCGUCGAUUUGAUUUAGUAUAAAGUCCUAAUUGAAAAAAGCAAUCGAUUUGAUCGAUUUUUGUCCAAAGAUCUUGAUUCAAAUGCCUGGGAAGUGUUAGAGCUGUGGUUCAUUGGUUUAGUGAGAUAACUAUCAAUCAGUGGGUCACGAGAACGAAUCCCAAUCCAUCUACCGAUGCUUAGGCAGCCAGGUAGUAUCAAUAACCGUCACGCAACAGGUGCGGCUCAUUGCCCAGUGCACGGGUAUACACAAGGUUGAUGAGUGCUUUUCAAUUUCCCGACUGGAAAAACAGCUGGUUUUAUUUUGUCAAUAAUUUCCAAUAAGCCUGAUUAGUG